Molecule: messenger RNA, 2895 nt
Organism: Cannabis sativa
Lineage: Eukaryota; Viridiplantae; Streptophyta; Magnoliopsida; Rosales; Cannabaceae
Exons: 6
Coding region: 1-2895 (964 amino acids)
Source: RefSeq, a predicted model, not a curated record
AUGGAUGUGAAGGGUAGAAAUGGAGGCAUAGCUCUUUUAUGGAGACAUGAAGAAGAAGCUUCGAAACUGGGGUUUGCCGAUAAUUAUAUAGAUAUGGAAGUGACUGUGGAGGGGCAGCCGAAGUGGAGAUUCACUAGCCUUUAUGGGGAACCAAACCGUAGUAGAAGAAGAGCUACUUGGGACUUAAUUCUUUCUCAUGAUGAUAAGCAGGGUGGUAAUUGGUACCCGGAUUUUUUAAUACAAGGCUUCCAACAAGCUCUUAUUGAUAGUGGUUUACAAGACAUGGAUUUAUGUGGUUAUCAUUUCACUUGGGAAAGGGGGAGGGGAACUGAUAGCUGGAUUGAAGUAAGACUUGAUAGAGGCUUGGUGAACCAAUCUUGGUUGGAUAUUUUUAAUUUAGCAAAGCUCUACAACCUGAAAACUACUAUAUCUGGUCAUUAUCUCAUCUUCAUGGAUUUGUUAACUGACUUAAACUCACAAACGCGCUGGGGGAAGGAAUAUACUGGGAAUUUUAAGGAAAGGAUUGGGAAGUGGAAGAAAGAGAUGAAUAGAUGGAAGCUUGGUUGUGAUGAGAUGUCUAUUAAGAAUUUUAAACAGGCUAAACAAUACUUGGUGGAAACGUAUGCUCAAAGGGAAGUUUUUUUGCGUCAACGAUCCAAACAAAUGUGGCUCCAAGAUGGUGAUAAUAACAACAAGUUUUUUCAUGCCUCAGCUUCGGCAAGACGGCGUACUAAUUCCAUUCAGAAGCUUAAAAAUUUAGCAGGUCAUUUGGUUGAUUGGAACACUGGUUUACCAGAUGUUAUGAAGGAUUAUUUCACUGCUCUUUUUGCUUCUGCUCAAACUGAUUGGUGUGAGGUUACGACUUUAGUGCAAUCUCGUGUUACGACUAUCCAAAAUGAAGAUCUCUUGAGAACUGUUACUCAUGAUGAGGUCCGCAAGGCUCUUUUCCAAAUGCAUCCGGAUAAGUCUUCGGGGCCCGACGAAAUGACUCUUGGUUUCUUUCAAAGGUGUUGUUCUGUGGUGGGUAAUGAUAUUUUCAAUCUUAUUCUUUCAUUCUUUGAAACUGGUUAUUUUUCUCCAAGUUUAAAUGCUACCAACCUUGUCUUGAUUCCUAAGAAGAAGCAUCCUUUAGAUAUGGGGGAUUUUAGGCCGAUUGCUCUUUGUAAUGUUAUUUACAAAAUCAUUUCAAAGGUCAUUGCAAAUAGGCUUAAAGCUAUCCUUCCUUCUAUUAUUUUGGAAACCCAAAGUGCCUUCUUGCAAGGGAGAUUGAUUUCUAAUAAUAUUAUGAUCUCCUGCGAGAUUAUGCACUAUCUUAAGAGGAAAAUAAGAGGGAGAGAUGGGUUCAUGGUUCUACAACUUGAUAUGAGCAAAGCUUACGACAGAUUGGAAUGGGGGUAUCUUAGAGCUAUGCUUGAAAGAAUGGGCUUUGAUGGAAGAUGGAUAAACUUAGUCAUGUGGUGUGUUAGUUUUGUCUCUUUUUCUAUUGUUCAUGGAGGUCAUGAAAUGGGUCCUAUUGAAGCCUCUCGUUGGAUAAGACAAGGAGAUCCGUUAUCGCCAUAUCUUUUUAUUCUUUGUGCGGAAGGAUUUUCAUGCCUCUUACAAAGCUAUGAACAAAGUGGGCUCUUAACGGGUUGUAAGAUAUCUCGACAAGCUCCAACUAUUUCUUACAUAUUGUUUGCGGAUGAUAGUUAUAUUUCUUGUAAAGCAACAGAAGAUGAAGUUUUUAAUAUCAAAAGUUGCUGCUUACGUUUGAAAUGGCUUCAAGCCAGAAUAUUAAUUACAAAAAGUCUUCAGUUUUUUACAGCUGAAAUACUAGUGCUGGAGCUUGAACGACUCAUGGCAAAAAGUUUUGGUGGAGCACGGAUUCUAAUCAAAAUAAAGGUACUAGUUGGAUGCAUGAGUUGGAGUCGUAUGUGUCGUCACAAAGAUGUUGGAGGUUUGGGAUUCAGAGAUUUAAGAGAUUUUAACUUGGCUCUUCUUAGAAAACAGGGUUGGAGGUUAUGGACUCAUGAUUCUUCUUUGGUAGGGCGUGUGUACAGAGCAAGGUACUAUCCUAACAAUUCAUUUUUAAAGGCUGAGUUUGGUUUGGGUUUUUCAAUCUCUAUUCUUAAUGAUCCCUGGCUUUCUGAUGGUAAUCCUUUUGUAAUGUCUGAUCAUCUAGCGUUGUUCAACCAAUCUGUUAGCAACCUCCUUAAAACUGAUUCAAAAACUUGGGAUGAAGAUGUUAUCAAGGACUUAUUCGACACUAGAGAUCAAAAUCUCAUCCUUUCUAUUUUGCUAAGUGACAAUACUAUGGAUGAUAACUGGUGUUGGAAGUUCGAGAAUCAUGGGAGAUACACUCUGCAGAAGAGACAUGUGUCUUUGAACAUUGUUUGCCCUGUUUGUAAUUUGGAAGAUGAGACUAUCUAUAAUGUUCUAGUUGAUUGUUCUUUUACUAGAUCAUGUUGGAAUAGGUCUGUGGUGGAUAUUGGUAAUACAAUGGUUGCUGAUUUUUUCAGUUGGCUUCAGGAGAUUGAAAGUCGUGGGAAGAUAGAAGAAAUGGAAGAGUUGGCUAUGGUGGCUUGGGCGAUUUGGAGGGCUAGAAAUGAAGUCGUCUGGCAGCAGAAGAGUUCGAAUGCUGCUAGCAUUGUAGCAUCUGCUAGAUCUUUCCUGGAUCAAUAUAAGACCGCUCAAGAAAGGAGAGGAAACUCUCUUUCUCAUUUGUUUGAAGAUGGGUAUAAAGCUGAGCAUUGGUUGAAUAGUAGAAAUAAGAUCAAGGUUAACGUGGAUGGAGCAUUGUUCGCUAAUGAAGGACGUUUUGGUAUGGGCUGCCUAGCCAGGGAGUCAGGGACUAUGAAGGUCGUAUGGUUGAAGCUUUCUCCUUGGGAAAGCUUGCUCUGGUUCAACCUGAAGUGA